AUGCCUCAGAACUCUGAAAAUGCUUCUUCGGGGAUGCCUUCCCCAUACGGCAAUCCCGUAGCCAUCAAACACCAACAAGAAGCCAACCCUAAUUUGCCUGACCACCGCUACCAAGUUUUCCAGAAAUCUCUGCUUGAGCAUGAAUACCAUCACGAGGAGGCAUUCGUGUCUGCAAGUCUCACACGCCUUCAUCAUGGAGUCUACGAUGCGGAGAACCGAUUGAGUCUCUAUGGACCUCCGCCACACAAACGUUACCUUUGUAGCCAUAACUUUUGUUUUUCAUCCCAUGCACUCGAAUAUCGGGGAGAAGACUACAAAUUAACCGCUGAGGAUUAUCAAUAUGCUCCACAUAUUGCUUUUGGCCGAUAUUCGACGGAGAACUUGCACUGGACUUUUUCCUUAGGUGCAACUCUAGGGGUCUCUACGCCAGCAACUGCAACGGUCACCCCAUCCACUGAAUACGAUAGAUCAAAAGUCAUCGGUAACAUGUUAAAGAUACAGGGUUCAACUCGAUCUGUUGAAGGAAUGCAGAGCAGCAAACUUCUUUGGUCACUUGAAGAGAACGAACAGCAGUGCACUGGGCUCCCUCGAGAAUUCACCUUUGUCUUCUUGGUUGAACAGCCGGUAGCUAAAGCACCAUUCUCCUUGCAGAUUGGAAUUAAGCCCGUCUUCUCAAAUAGUCUCAAAGCUACGAGCUUUGGCACCGAGAUCACGAAGAAGUCUGACAUAUUAUCAGAUGAAGUUGGACAAGUGUUUUCCAGCAGUCCAUAUGCAUUCAAUUUUGCUACCAUGCUUGGGCGAUUCGAAGAUUUAGUGGAGCUACCAGGAAACGCCUCGAGCAUUCAAGAUUACAUUGGUACUACUUCAAGUGUCCCCGGUGCUACUCCACCAUCUUCAUAG
Molecule: messenger RNA, 900 nt
Organism: Botrytis sinoallii
Lineage: Eukaryota; Fungi; Ascomycota; Leotiomycetes; Helotiales; Sclerotiniaceae
Exons: 5
Coding region: 1-900 (299 amino acids)
Source: RefSeq, a predicted model, not a curated record